Messenger RNA from Rubroshorea leprosula, 1265 nucleotides. Lineage: Eukaryota; Viridiplantae; Streptophyta; Magnoliopsida; Malvales; Dipterocarpaceae. The record is from the annotation of a GenBank genome assembly.
AAAAAAAAAACUCGCUCUCUCUCUCUUGUCCUUAUUUUUCUACUUCUACAGCGGUGGUCGGACGGUGCCGGUGGUUAGUCGAUCUUCGAUCCAUGGCGGAGGACAAAUACAAUCGGAAGAAUCCGGCGGUGAAGCGGAUCUUGCAGGAGGUUAAGGAGAUGCAAUCCAAUCCCUCCGACGAUUUCAUGAGCCUUCCUCUCGAGGAGAAUAUAUUUGAAUGGCAAUUUGCCAUCAGGGGUCCACAGGAUAGUGAAUUUGAGGGUGGGAUUUAUCAUGGAAGGAUCCAGCUGCCUGCAGAGUAUCCAUUCCAACCACCUUCAUUCAUGUUGUUGACUCCUAAUGGUCGUUUUGAAACCCAGACAAAGAUAUGCUUGAGCAUCUCAAACCACCAUCCUGAGCACUGGCAGCCAUCUUGGAGUGUGCGAACUGCUUUAGUGGCACUAAUUGCCUUUAUGCCCACCAAUCCUAACGGUGCUUUGGGCUCCCUGGAUUAUAAGAAGGAAGAAAGGAGUGUCCUUGCCAUCAAAUCUCGUGAAGCUCCCCCUAAGUUUGGGACUCCUGAACGUCAGAAGCUUAUUGAUGAGAUUCAUGAAUAUAUGUUAAGCAAGGCACCUCCUGUUCCUCAACUCCCUCCUUUGCAGAGUUCGGAAGAAAAUCCUACCAACAGGGAGGGCGAAAACCAGGCAAAGCAGCAAGAUGCUGGAGCUGCAGUUGCUGGGGAUGAGCUCCCACAUCCAGCAGGUGACAGGAUUGUUGAAGAAGUGCAAGAAGAACCUGUGAAUGCUAUUCGCGGUGCUGCUGUUGCAAGGGAUGCCCCUGCCAGGAAACCUAGUGAUCCACUGCUUCAAAAGCCUGAGAUGAGGGUUCAAAAGCCAGUUGAUGAUCGUUUGUUUACAUGGGCUGCUGUCGGACUUACUAUUGCAAUUGUGGUUCUUUUGCUUAAGAAGUUCAUGAAAUCCAGUGGAUUUGGUGCUGUUUUUAUGGAUGGAUCAUAGAUCUAUUGAUGGUAUUGGCAUGUUUCGGCAGCUCAGUUCAAGAGGGGGAAAGUUAGAGGAUUUAUGUGUAGAUUGGACCUUGUAAUAUAUAAUGCUCCUCUUGAUUAUGGCCAAGUAUUGUAAUUAAUGGCAUAUAUGUUAGUAUACCAGCCACAAUUGAAUGAAUUAUUAAUUUAUUACACAUUUAUAAGCUUGAUUAUUCACAUCUAGUAGGCAAAAGCCUUUUGGAGAUGAGAGGAACCUGAGUUUGGCCUCCCACAGAACUUAGGA